AUGGACUCAGGGAAGGAGCAAUCUCAUUUAAGUCUCCAUGGAACACCUAAUCUUCAUCCAGAUGUCAUUGGAACUUGGAGUUUGCGCAACAGAGAACAGCUCAGAAAAAGGAAAGCUGAAGCACAAGAGAAGCAAACUUCACAAUGGCUACUUGGAGAACAGAAAAAACGCAGGCAGCAGAAAACAGGAAGACAAAGAGGCCAAAAGAGACAACAAAAUGCAGAACUGAAGGUGAAGCCUYGGUCACGAAGAGAAAAAAAAACGAUGGGGAAAGCACUGGCACCUUCAGAGAAAGAAACUGAGCCGCCUGGGCGGGUGAUGGUAGUCUCCCUGCAAAAAAUUGUGACCAAGGAACAUUCUUCUGAAACACACCAAGAAAACAUCAUGYCUGAGGAAAACUCUUCUGAGUACCAAGAAACAGUACUACAAAACCAUUCUUCUGAAACAGGCCAAUCUUUGGCUGCACCUGAAACCCUCUCUCCCCAAAUGUGCCAAGAAUCAGCUGCACCUCAUGACCAUUGUCCAGAAGAAUGUCAAGACAUGGCUGAGCCCCAAGUCCUUACUCCUAAUACUUGCCAAGAAAUAGCUAUAGUUCAAAAUCAUCCUUUCAAAAUGUGGCAAAAUAGCACCCAACCCAAAGUUCUCUCUCUUGAAAUGUGUCAGGAAACAGCUGGUGCCCAAACUCUUCCUUCUACAACAUCUGAAUAUGUAGCUGAUCUGGAAGGUUGCUCUCCUGAAGCAUCCCCCAAACCAGAUGUGCCAAAAGGGUGCCCUCUUGACACUUACCAAAACACAGCUGGAUUAGAGGAAUUCAGUUCCGAACCAGAUCAAGGAACAGCUGAGACUAAAAGCUUUUUUCCCGAAACACAAGAAAUAGUUGUGCCUAAAGAUCUUUCUACAAAAACAUGCCAAGAAACAGUUGAACCUGAAUAUUUCCCUUAUGAAACACAAAAAGAAAUAACUGCGCAUCAAACCUCCUCUCCUGAAACAAUCCAAGAAACAUCUGCUCUUGAAGAAUAUUCACCUGACACAAACCAAGAAUCACCUGGGCCUGAAGAAUAUUCACCUGAGACAUCUGGGCCUGAAGACCUCUCCAUUAAGACAUAUAAGAAUUCGGAUUCGCCUAAACAGUGCCUUCCAGAACCAAGUGCAGAAGCAGUUUGGCCCCAAGGCCAGGAUCCUAAAGCAGCCCAGGAAGAGGCUAAGGAUGGUAACACUUUCCCUCAAGAAGUGAAAGAAAAACCCAAAGUAGAAGAACAAGAAAUACCAGCAAUUCCACAUGAUCCUCAAGAAAUUCAUCCAGAAAAUGAUGUCUAUAGUUAUGUUUUGUUUUAA
Molecule: messenger RNA, 1335 nt
Organism: Urocitellus parryii (Arctic ground squirrel)
Lineage: Eukaryota; Metazoa; Chordata; Mammalia; Rodentia; Sciuridae
Gene: Hemgn
Product: hemogen
Biological process (GO): regulation of osteoblast differentiation; cell differentiation
Cellular component (GO): nucleoplasm
Source: RefSeq, a predicted model, not a curated record